Molecule: messenger RNA, 1242 nt
Organism: Anisakis simplex (herring worm)
Lineage: Eukaryota; Metazoa; Nematoda; Chromadorea; Rhabditida; Anisakidae
Source: the annotation of a GenBank genome assembly
AUGUUCUCAAGCAGACCCUUUUCAGAUAGGUUUUUGGUUCGGAUUGAAUUGUAUUUGUACAGCGCUAUCACGGAUGAGCGUGUGCAUGGUUCGGUAUCCAUUCCUGAACUAUCACUUUGGGUCUCAUUCGUUGAAAAGCUAAACAAGAUGCGACACAAUCAGUUCACCGUAAACCUGGUCGUACCAAAGAGUUCAGUGCAGUUGUGGUGGCCAAAUGGCUACGGAACGCAACGUCUUUAUUUGUUGAAUGCAAACAUUCAACGCAACGGUAGUUUCGUCAUAUCUUGGACAAGUGAAUUUCCGAUUGUGAUGCAAAUAAAAGAUUAUUGUGGUGAUUUAGAUGAGAUCAUUAACGCAAAACCAAUAAAGAUUGGAUUCCGUAGCAUUGAGCUAGUGCAAGAUUUGGUUGAUGCUGAACACCCAAACAAAGGACGUAAUUUCUUCUUCAAAAUCAACAACGUCGCAAUUUUCUUGAAGGGAUCUAACUGGAUACCGGUUUCAUCGUUUCCUGCACGAAAUCAUACGGAGAGAAUUGAUUUCCUAUUGAAAUCGGUGGUUGAGGCGAAUAUGAAUACACUACGAGUUUGGGGUGGCGGUCGUUAUGAGAGCGAUCAGUUUUACGAAAGUGCUGAUCAGUUGGCUGAUCGUAACGAUGAACAACAUUCGGUAAAUCUGAUUUGGGAAGAUAUGGGGAUUCUUAUAUGGCAUGAUUUGAUGUUUGCAUGUGCUCUGUAUCCAGUCGAUGAGCAUUUUCGCAUCAACGUACGAAAAGAAAUCAGAACACAGAUUCGCAGAUUGCGUCAUCAUCCAUCAAUAUUGCUGUGGUCGGGUAAUAAUGAGAACGAGUUGGCGAUUCGUGAUAAGUGGUGGAUUGUUGAUAACUAUCAUUUAAAGGACAUGAUCGCAGACUAUAAAAAGUUAUAUGUGGAUACAAUUCAGCCUUUGGUACUAGAAUUGGACUCGUCCAGACCAUUCAUUCUGUCGAGUCCAUCGAAUGGCGUAGAAACAGAAAAAGAAGGCGGUGUAGCAAUGGAGCCAAAUUCAGCGCGAUAUGGUGAUAUACAUUUUUACAAUGAAAUUGUUGAUCUGUGGAAAGAUCACGUCUAUUUGAUACCGAGAUGUGCAUCUGAAUACGGUGUUCAGUCGAUGCCGAUGAUGUUGGUGUUCAGAUUUGAUUCACUAUCAGACAUCGUCAUGCACAUUCCAUUUUUUAAAAUGCAAUCCCAGUCUCCCUCUCAAUAA